Helobdella robusta is the source of this 1509-nucleotide messenger RNA. RefSeq lists its product as hypothetical. NCBI's taxonomy places the organism in Eukaryota, Metazoa, Annelida, Clitellata, Rhynchobdellida, Glossiphoniidae. The transcript has 10 exons. The record is from RefSeq and is a predicted model, not a curated record. Bases 1 to 1509 code for a protein of 502 amino acids.
AUGGAGGAAUCUGGUAAUGAUUCAGAAGAAUCUGAAAGAAAAAACUUUGAAAAUUUGAAUAUCCCUCCUCCCAGUCCUUACCAGACCCCUGUCAUCAACAACAUCUCAAUAAUUUCCAAAAAUUGGUUAAAUACUCCCAGCCCGGUUCGCUACCUUCGAGCAGGUGACGACAUUGUGAAUGAACCAGACGAUGAAUUGGAUGAUGAUGACGAACUGGAUGACAACGGCCAUGAGAUGACGUCAAAUCCAGAGCCACCGAAGGAAUUUAUUAAUGAAGACUUGUUGAAAGCAGACGCCAUAGGGGACACCGCAUUUAGUAAACGUUGGGUGCUGUCGACACUGUUGAACAUUUUGAAGUAUGUUGAAGAUGAUGACAUGAAUCAGCUAGUUGAAUUAGACGAAGAAGUUCAGGAUGGUGUAUGUCACCUGUGGGAUAUGUCCAUGAAUGACGAAAUGUGUGUAGGAAUAAUAGGAAACAUGAUGUGCUCUCCGAGUAUUUUUCAAGUGUACAGCAGUGACGAUGCAUUCAUGUCGUUCCUGUUCAGUCUUUUCGAAUGUGAUGACCCCCCUGUGCUGAUUGAAACUCUGAGGUUAUUGACAACGUGCAUAUCCUUCAAGGAGCAUUGUGGAUUGUGGAUUACUGCCAUUAAACAGUCACAGCACAUCCUCACCAGCGUGCUGUUCAUCUUACAAAGUUCCACAAAUGUAACCUUGUUAAAGAGUACAGCGGAGUUUGUGUCCAAAUUGUUUGACGUCAGUGAUGAGAUGUGUUUGCAUUGGAGUUGUCCCGAUCUUGUCCUCGCUGUCCUCGAGGCAUUCAAACAGACGGGAUCGUUUGAAAGCAAGUUGUACAAUGAACUGAUGAGUGUUUUGCAGUCCAUGUCAACAACUGAGAACGGCGUUGAGGCCCUUGUAACAUACGCCGGUGAAAUAUGCAUCCUUUGCCUCGGUUAUCUGAGGAACCUUUGUGACGACGUCCUCUUAGUCGUAGUCGGUAAUGAAAAUGUCAUAGCAGCUACUGUCUCCGUCAUUAACGUUCUCUUUUUGCACUGGGAUGCCAACAUAGACUUCAUCAAUCAAGAUUACAGCUUCGUCAGGGUUGUUUUAAAAUUUCUGGAAGCUCUUAACGAGUUGCCCGUCAUCUACAAGAUAAACAUCGACGGAGCCACUACAGACAAUGGUAGUGGUGAUCUUGAAAUGGCAAAUGAUGACUCACAUGAUGAGAAAGACGGACGUUCUGUUUAUCGUCUGAUACGUAGUCUACUUAUCACGCUUCUUAAAGAUGCCCUGAAUCUUCUGCUGAAAAUUGAUGGUCCGGAAGGAGAAGUGACAUCGGCUCCACGAUCCCUUCAGUACAUAGAGAAGUACUGCUCCAGAGAACGACUCUUGUUGGUACAUUCUUGUCUGGGUGAAGAUAUUCACGCUUGGCUUCAACUUGCCGAUAAAUUCAAAUGUGUCAAUUUUAAAAAAUUCUUAUUGGAAAAAUCUAUAUUUCAAUAUUCGGAUUGA